Messenger RNA from Lotus japonicus, 1461 nucleotides. RefSeq names its product mediator of RNA polymerase II transcription subunit 25-like. The coding region runs from base 1 to 1461 and encodes 486 amino acids. The transcript has 12 exons. Gene Ontology annotation, biological process: positive regulation of transcription by RNA polymerase II. NCBI's taxonomy places the organism in Eukaryota, Viridiplantae, Streptophyta, Magnoliopsida, Fabales, Fabaceae. The record is from RefSeq and is a predicted model, not a curated record. Gene Ontology annotation, cellular component: mediator complex; transcription regulator complex.
AUGGUGGCAAAUAAGCGGUUGGGUAUUGUCGUUGAUGGAAACGCAUCUUUGAGGCCUCACUGGCCACAUAUUGUUUCAGAUUAUCUUGAAAAGAUUGUCAGGAGCUUCUUGGGUAACUACCAUGAAGAGGGAGCUUAUAUUGGGUUGAUAUAUUAUAACACAAACUCUGAUGCAGAGAGUAAUGUCCAAUUUGUCGAAUGGACAAAUGAUGAGAAUAGAAUUCUAGAAACCCUAAAAACUUUACCUUUCAAUGGAAAUGGUGAAAACCAAUACACUAUGGCGAAUGGCCUAGCCGAGGCUUUGACGAUGUUCCUGAGCCCCUCUAAUUAUACAAUGACAACACAAGAAUACUACAGUGCAGAAAGACACUGCCUUUUGGUAACUGCAGGUGAACCCAAUCCCAAGAGAAUGUGUGUGUCUAUGCCCACCAUUCAAGAAGGACAAGUUGUUGGCCAAAAUUUAAAUGUCUAUAUGGCUGAUUUUCUUGAAGUGGCUGAAAUGUUUUCCCCGCUAGCUGUGUCCCUAUCAGUCAUAACUCCUAAUGAAUCUAAGAUUCUUAGAGAAAUCUUCAAUAAGGGUAAUAAUGUUUCUCCAAUGGAAAAUUAUUCUAUUCUCAAUCAUGGAAUUAAUCAGGAUAUUGUUUUACUAUCAAACAACUUUCAAAAGGGACAUGUUGCUCUUCAUGGAAACAUAAUGGUGACUUUACCUACACAAAGAGAUGUAGAAUCAAUAAACAUACUACCUGCAAUUUCACUUCCUAAGGUUAUCUCCAAUAACUCUCAAGAAGGUCAAUCCUCAACACAUCAAAUGGUCAUGGGAGGUCAAAUCAUAGAAGCUCUUAAUGAUGUGGAGCCACCCUUAGUAUUCCCAAAUGCAACAGAUUAUAUGGAUAUUUCAUCCUCCAGCUUUGAGUACCCAAUGGAUAAUCUUGAUGACAUGUUUGCUGAUCUAAAUGUCGAGAAUGAUAGUUUGAUAGCAAGGACAGACCAAGGAUCAACACAACAAGAAUGGCAUCCUCAGUCUGGUAUGACAAGCAAUACAUCAGAUAGAUUGGGGAUUGUUGAACAACAAGAUCAUCCUCAUUUCAAUGAUGGUGCUUCAUUUGGUAGUUCAAUGAUUCCCCAUGCAAAAGAGAACUCACUCGUGCAGCUUCAAGUACACUCAACACCAAUAAUUUCAGGGUUGCAUGAUGCAACUAGUCAAUAUAAUAGAGGGCCAAUUAUGAAUUUUUCAGGACAACCUAUAGAGGAACAUUUUCCUAUGGGAACAACCACUUGGGUUCCUCCUAUGCCAGGAAUAGCUCCAGCAAGCUAUCCAAGACAGCUUUUUCCUCCUCCAUCUCCUUCAAAUCUUGUAGACUAUGUGAAAACAUGGGAGGGAUCUUUGGCUGUAAUGUUUCAACCAUAUCUUGUAUCUAUUAUUAAAGCACAGGUCUUCAAGAAGGCAACAUCACCCUUGUAA